AAAAAAAUCGUGGUAACCAGUCUAAAGAAACUAUUAUUAACGUGCGGGACAAGAGGCCUAGCAGCAUCCGCCGUCUAGGAAGAUUUUUAUGCGAAGUGCCAUGGGACAUAGUGGCUAAUCCAAACCAGUCUUGUGACCAAAACCUGAAUAACUUUACUGACGUUAUAAAGUAUGGACUUAAUACCCUAAUGCCACUGAAGACUGUGAAGGUUCAUCAAAAUGAUCAACCUUGGAUGAACAGCAACCUGAAACGUUUGAUUAAAAAAAGACAAAAGGCUCUUGCGCAGAACAAACAUGCUUUAUAUAAACAGUUAAGGAAUAAAGUAAAUCGAUCUAGGAAAAACUGCCGUAAAUUAUAUUAUGAAGCUAAGGUGAAAGAACUCAAACACACUAAACCUAAAGAUUGGUGGAAGGAG
Messenger RNA from Paramuricea clavata, 416 nucleotides. Lineage: Eukaryota; Metazoa; Cnidaria; Anthozoa; Malacalcyonacea; Plexauridae. The record is from the annotation of a GenBank genome assembly.